AUGGAGCGGGAGGCGUUCGCACUUCUCACCCGCUGCGCUGCGUGUCUUUCACUCCGUGGGCAACAGAGUCCCUCCCAGGCGAUGGGCCCCUCUCGCCAAGGGGACACAACCCACAGUGGCGGCAGCCUCAGCACUCUGCACGGGUGCAGUACUUUUUCUCUUCUGCGCACGUCCGCCGGCCCACUCAGUUUAAUCGGGCCUGCUGCACCGUAUUGGUGCUCGACGGGGUGCGUCGGCCUCGAUCGUGCGUUAGGCGGCGGUGGGUUCCGCAGCGGCUGGGUGACGGAGGUCUACGGGGAGGCGGGUGCCGGCAAAACACAGUUGGGGCUGCAGUGCCUGCUGCAACAGUCCGCCCACGACCUAUGCAAGUCUGCCGCUGCGUUAUGUCUCGCACACAAUCCGCAGUUUGCAGCGUUGCGCCUUCUUCAGCAGCAACAGCAGCAGAACACACAGAGCACACAGGGAAUGGUGCAGCGGUGCAACGAGGCGUUCCACGUGGAAAGCGUAAAAGCAGCGCGAUGUGCGGUGGUGUACCUGGUCUCGGAGGAAGUACCCACCUCUCGCUUAGGCCCGCUGGCCGCCGCCGCGGUCCGUCGCGCCGUACGCGCAGUGCAGCUUCACCCGUUAAUAACGUCGCUGCCCAGCGGGAUCGUUGAGGCCGUGAUGCGCAGCGUGCGCCAGACCUGUACCGAUACGAUGGUGCUCUCCUGCUUGCAGAUACGUCACAUCGCGUCGAUGCAAGAGCUGCUGCGCCUUGUGGAGCCCCACGCUGCCGCCGCUCCUCCGCCGUCUUCACCUGGGGAGGGACGGAGCAGCUGCAGUUUGAGCGAUGCGGUGCGGAUGCUGAGCGGCUCGCUUGGUCGGGCGCUCAUUGUGUUGGACUCCAUUGCCGCGGCGGUGGUUGCGGGGCAGGCCGACAUACACGGGAUAGCACAGACAGACGCAUCGGUGGCUGCUAUCGCGACGCAGCUGCGAUGUGCAGCCGCGCGGCACAACUGGUGCGUCGUCGGCAUCAACCAAGUCCGUGCUACACGACACCACUCUACCGGUUCGUCGUGUACGCAGUUCAAGAGAACACGGUCGCCCACCUCGUCAUCGUCGCUGUCUUCAUCGGGGUUUUCCGCAGAUGGGAGUCACACGGUGGUGCCGGCGCUGGGGCUUGCGUGGUCCAGCGCGUCUCAGUGUCGUGUGCACCUGCGCAAGUCGCUGUCGCUGGGCGUGCGUCAGCUCAUCCUGCGCCAGUCCCCUGCGCAUCCCCCUUCUCAGGCGAGUUACGUCAUUACGCAAAAUGGAAUCGAAGAUGCCUGA
Leptomonas pyrrhocoris is the source of this 1308-nucleotide messenger RNA. RefSeq lists its product as hypothetical. The record is from RefSeq and is a predicted model, not a curated record. Gene Ontology annotation, cellular component: Rad51C-XRCC3 complex; replication fork. Lineage: Eukaryota; Euglenozoa; Kinetoplastea; Trypanosomatida; Trypanosomatidae. Gene Ontology annotation, biological process: telomere maintenance via recombination; double-strand break repair via synthesis-dependent strand annealing; t-circle formation. Gene Ontology annotation, molecular function: four-way junction DNA binding. The transcript has a single exon. Bases 1 to 1308 code for a protein of 435 amino acids.